AUGACAGAAAAGAAGAUAUCACUAUUGGCAUUGAAAAAGAAGUUGGUAGAGGAAAAGAAUGUAGAAGCAUCAGUACCUCCACCAAGCAAGUUAAAGUCUUUAAAACAAAAUGCUGCUGCAUCAACUACUAAAAUAACAAAGACUGUUACAUCAUCACCUGUCAAAAAAGUGUUAACAAAGCAAUCUACAACAACAUUACCAUCAUCUAAACCUAUUACUACAACUACUACUACUGUUACUGCACCAAAAAAGAUAUCAACCUCAUCAUCAUCAACAGCAAAAACAACUACAACAAAGAAAGCUACUACUUCUACUGCUACAACCUCUAAACCUAAAAGUGAUAAUGAUUAUUUAGAUCAACUAUUUGAAAAGAAAAAAGAAAUUAAAAAGAAACAAUUAAAAGAGAUGAAUGAAGAACAAAUACAAGAAGAGGCUCAAAGAAAACGUGACAAGAACAAAUCUAAAGUCGAACAUGAUGAUUUCUUUGAUUCAAGAGGUGUUAAUAUUAAACAACGUAAAUAUGUUGAUGGUGUUCCAGUUUAUACAGAAGAGGAAUUAGGAUUAAAUGUUGAGGCUAAAGGUGGUGAUUCUGCAGAUUGUCCAUUUGAUUGCAAUUGUUGUUUCUAA
Cavenderia fasciculata is the source of this 627-nucleotide messenger RNA. RefSeq lists its product as uncharacterized. The record is from RefSeq and is a predicted model, not a curated record. Bases 1 to 627 code for a protein of 208 amino acids. The transcript has 2 exons. Lineage: Eukaryota; Evosea; Eumycetozoa; Acytosteliales; Cavenderiaceae.